AUGAAAAUGCUGAAUCACUUUUUCAACUGUUUCGUUUUUCUGUCAGUGUUCCAACUGCAACUUGUCUGCGCAGGGACCGAACAAAACGUGGCCGAUUUGGAGUGCAAUCAUUUUUAUGUCAAAAUAUUCAACACGUGAGUGAAAGGGACAUUCAGAAGUGAAGCCGAACGAUUUCAGAGCGAGCAGAAGUGCAGAGUACACAUGUCAGGAGCACGAUGGAUGGGAUGGAUCCUCGGUGCUUUGCUCCGAUGACAGGCCGCUUCCGUAUGUCAUAGUGUGAGCAGAAGUUUCGGAGCGUUUGGGAAUCACCAGCAUAUUCAGAUACACAAUCUCCAACCACCGUCAGUCCAUCACCUACUAUAAAAUGUGUUGCCGGACGCGCAAAUGCUUCUUCGACAACCCGUACGAUCCUUUCGAAAUGUUCGGACACGCUAACAAGACUGUGAUGAUGCACGAAGUGAGAAUAUUCGAAAAAAGGACCAUCAGAAGAGUCCGUCUCCGUUUGCAGGCUUCCGCUUACUUCGACGUCAAGUAUCUGGAUGACUUGGUGCGCACAUCUAUUUCCUCGAUCAUCGUCUUCUCCAUCUUCUUCUUCGUGUUCCAUCUCCUGUACGUGCGCACUCAAAUAACCGAAGAGUGGUCGGACGACGGAGAGGAAGUGCAUCCAGUUCUGCUCAUGUUGGCCGAAAAGUCUCCGAUGAAGGUCAUAAAGCCCGGACUGGGCAAUGAAAGUAUUUAAGAGAAUACUUUCUAUCUCAGCCAGUUUUCCCCAUUCUUCCAGACUUAAUCUCGGUCUCUGGCGAGCAUUCCUUGCUCGAUUACUGUAGAUUACGAGCCGCCCGUUCCUACCGAGACCAGCUGCUCCGCGAGUCUCAGAUCAUCGAUCCGCAGGUCAUCCGUGCUCGAAUCGUCCGUCACGACCUCCGAUUGAAGCGGGAGAUCCGAGAGUUUGAGUAUUUACGAUGGAGAUUGGCCGCCAAGAAAGUGAAACACAAUAGACGAUUCGUGAAACUCAACGACAAAUGGGUCUUUGUGACGAAUGAUAAACUGAGAAAGAAUUGGCUGACGAGAAGCCAGAAGUUGCUGCUGCAGCUGGGAAUCCAGAGAGCUCGGGAGACGGAGAAGAUGCACUUGGAAAUGGUGACCAAGUCGCACUUCGACACCGCCUACAUGGACAACUUUGACAAGUACGACGUGGCGCAUCUGAUGGGGCAAUGCUUCCAGACGCACGAUAUGCACAUGAUGUUCUUCAAUGCGACUGUACUGGGACACGUACCGACUCAUGUGAGGGAGAUUUUAAAAAACCAUUCGGAAGUGCCUUUUCAGGUCGACAAACCGCUCGGUCCGAUGACUCACAAGACGUUGUUCGAAUCGCUCUUCUACCACGGACCCUACUUCUACCCGUGGCGCCCUCAUCAACUGAUCAACCUGUUCACUGAUGCGAAGGAGCUCUUCCUCCAGGAUAAUCUCUGUUUGACCAUCGCUCUUCCGGCCGUUGUGAUAGGAGAUAUUCGAGGAAGGUUUUCUGCUUUCCCCCUUUGUUUCCCGUUCGUUCCGCAACCCUCCCCAUUCAGAUACGUGGAUCUACAUCGUUGGAUUGACAUUGUCGGCCUUCCGUACCGUCGAAAGAUCCUUUUCCUCGGCGGAUAUGUCGAACGAGGCGAGGGUCAAUUCUCAGAGUUCUCUUUCGAUUGUCUCGCAUUCAUCGCUGCCAUGAAAGUCUGCUAUCCUCGCCAUGUGUUCAUGCUCCGUGGCUCCGCUGAGACCGUCUUCUCGUUUGCCACCCGCUUCACUCCGAUUCUCGACGACGCCAUUCUGAUGUGAGCCCCGACUAGUUUCAUCAGUCUUCUCUAUCUCCACUUUCAGAGCGGCCCGUCAGAUGUGCGAGUGCAUGCCAUUGACUGCGAUGCUCGGGGAAAAGUACCUGGCCACUUCGAGUGGCCUCUCUCCACACAUGAUCUACGACCCCUUCUCGAUCAACGAAUACGAUCGUCCGAUGACUCCCGACAACCUUCCUUUCGACGUCAAACGCGUGCUCUUCGGACAACCAUCUCCCGAUCUCGGAAUAUUCGACCAUAAUCCUGGUGAGUGAAAUCUCUCGUACAUCCACAACUUGAAUCCAAUCAUUUAGCCUCUGGACGGUUUCGUUUCGGAUUACAAGCGGUUGACGAUGUGUGUGCCAGUCUGAACAUCAAGGCGAUCAUCAGGUCUCGCAACGAACUGACUGUCAACCCACUUCUUCUGAGGAACGGACGAUUGGUCACAAUAAGCAGCUGUCCGACUGAGCAUUCCUCGGUCAGAAAACGAAUUGGACCGAAUGUAACUUGUGUUCUUACAGGGCGUCGCGAUGGUUCUGGACGAAGGUCUCGGAUGGAUCUUCCUCAAAUUGAGACUGCAAACGGACGACGAAGUCAUCGAUUCGGUUGAAGAUUCUGUUUCGAUUGAGGACGAAGUGAAUGACUCAUUUUACUGA
Molecule: messenger RNA, 2473 nt
Organism: Caenorhabditis sp. 36 PRJEB53466
Lineage: Eukaryota; Metazoa; Nematoda; Chromadorea; Rhabditida; Rhabditidae
Source: the annotation of a GenBank genome assembly